UAUUAUUUAGUAUUAAACAAUUAAACAUAAAAAUGACUUCGAUGUUCGACCAAUUCGACCAAGCGUCCUUUAAAGCCAAGCAAAUGUCGACACCCGAAAUGACUUCUUCGGGGUACAUAAACAUGUCCUUAGAGCCGGAGGUGCCGAUUUUCACGAAAAGCAAGAAGGAUUUCACGCCUACUGAGAAAGUAACGCACGUAGCCAUCGCCAAUAAGCAACUAGUUUUAGUAAUGGCUAACAGUUUGCUGUUUAAAAUGAACAUAAACAAUCCGAAUCAAACGUCCGAAAUUUCUUUGUUGAAAUACACCAGCACGUCUCGCUUGGUGAAUUUAUUUCUGGACCCGACGGGUAAUCAUUUGCUCCUUACGCUCGUCCCCAAAGGACCCGAUGGGGCGCCCGAAUUGCUUUAUUUAUCGAAGAAAUUAGAUAAAGUACGAACUACAACUAAAUUUAAGGGCAACGAGUUUACAGAAGUGGCUUGGAAUCCCUUAAACGAAUCGGAUAACACCACUGGUUUGAUUCUAUUAGGUACUUCUAAAGGGUUGAUAUUUGAAACAGAAAUAGCCCUUGAGGGUGAUAAAUUUUUCCCAUCGGGAUUUUCUUCUAGUCUAGAACAGUAUUGGAAACAGGUUUUUGAUAUUGGCAAAGGUACCAGUACGCCUAUAACUGGUAUGGAAUACUUCAAAAUCCCCAGCUCCGAUAAAUACGUCAUAAUAGUGGUUACGCCUACGCGAUUUUACUAUUUCACCGGCAGAGUAAUGAGCGAAGAAAAGCCCGUUUUACAGCAGGUUUUCAAUAAAUAUCUGAACAUACCCGAACAAGAAACUUACAUGGAAUGCAACGACGACAUGAAAUUCUCGAAAUUGCAAUUUUGGUCCGAGAAUUUAAUCACCCCGAAUUCGUUCGCUUGGAUUACAGGCAAAGGGAUAUAUUUUGGACAAAUCGACAUAUUCACCGACAACAUCAAAUCGGUGGAAUCCAAAGUGAACCUGGUCCCGUAUCCGAAACCCCUCUACGAGGACUACUCCGUACCGCUCAAGAACCCGACGGCCAUCGCUCUGACGCAAUUCCACGUACUGCUGGCCUACAACGAUUCGAUCAAAGGCGUCUGCCUGUUGAACCAAGAGAUCGUCUACGAGGACAACUACAACGAGGCGUUCGGGCGGCUCGUGAGCCUCGCCAAAGACGCCCGAACGGGCGACAUGUGGGCGAUCACGGAGCGCUCGGUGUUCCGCUUCAAAGUCACCAACGAGGAGCGCAACAUCUGGCGCAUAUUCUGCGACAACGGCGACUUCGAACUGGCCAAGAAAUACUCGCGCAACAACCUGGCUUAUUAUAAUCACGUGCUGAUCAAAGAGGCCGAUAAAUUGUUCGCCGACGGGCGAUACGAGGCGAGCGCCCGCCGCUACGCCGAGACCGAGUGCAGCUUCGAGGAGAUCUGCCUGAAGUUCAUCGAGGCGCGCCGGCGCGACGCGCUCAAGCUGUUCCUGCUGCGCAAAUUGGACGGGCUGAAGGCGCACGACAAGACGCAGAUCACCAUGAUCGUCGUGUGGACGUUGGAAUUGUACCUGAUCGAAUUGGAGGAGCGACGGUUGCGCGGGCUCGAACAGACGGCCGCCUACUCGGAUCUGCAGAAGGAGUUCGACGUGUUCCUGGCUUUGGAUGAGGUGGCGAGUUGCGUUAGAAACAACAAAGGUACCGUCUACGAUCUGAUGAGCAGCCACGGGGAUAAGAAUAACUUUUUGAAGUUGACCAUACUCAAUAAGGAUUUCGAACAGAUAGUUCGUCAACACAUAUUCAAGAACAAUUUCCACGACGCCUUGGACACGUUGAAGAGCCAAAACAACUACGAGCUCUACUAUCAAUUCGCGCCGAUAUUGAUACAGGAAAUACCGAAGUACACCGUCAAAGUGUUGAUAGAACAGGGCAAGAAGCUGUCGCCGUUGAAGCUCCUGCCCGCCAUGGUGACGUGCAGCAGCGAAUUGCACGCCAAGGAGAUCGUCAAGUAUUUGGAAUUUUGCGUGGACAAAUUGAAGAACACCGACAAAGCCAUACACAAUUUUUUGAUAGCGCUCUACGCCAAAUACGAUCCGGAUAAACUGAUGGAGUUUUUGAACGCGCAAGGCCAGGAAAUCACAAUGAUCAGUUACGAUGUGCACUACGCUCUACGAUUGUGCCACGAGCACGAUCGAAAACGCGCAUGCGUGCAGCUCUUCGGAUUGCUGGGCAUGUGGCAGGCAGCCGUCGAUUUGGCGCUUACCGUCGAAUUGAAUUUGGCCAAGAAAAUGGCCGAUAUGUCGCCCGAAGAUGACGUCGAAUUGAAGAAGAAACUUUGGCUCAAAAUCGCCGAAUACGUUGUGAAAGAUAAAGACGAUAUCAAAGAAAUCAUGGCGUUUUUGCACCAAUGCGAGCUGAUUAAAAUCGAGGAUAUUUUGCCGUUUUUCCCGGACUUCGUCACCAUCGAUUACUUCAAAGAAGCCAUUUGUAAUUCGCUGAAAGAGUACAAUCAGCACAUUCAAAAUUUGAAAGACGAAAUGGAGGAAGCGACGAAAUCGGCGGAACAAGUGAGAGAAGAAAUCGAAAUGUUCCGGAACCACCACACGAUCGUCAAUACGACGGAUACCUGCGAAAUUUGCAACAAAACGCUGCUGAUCAAACCGUUUUAUAUGUUCCCGUGCGAUCAUCGGUUCCACAGCGAUUGUCUAUCCACCGAAUUGUCGCCUUUUCUGGGUCAGGAAACUCCUGUUGAGGGGGUGUUGUUGCUGAUGAUGCGACUCUCAACAGAGGGCGCUAGCCCGGCGAAGAGAAAUCGACUGAUAGACCUGGAAAAGCAGCUGAUGACGCUGAACAAUUCGGUGAAUUUGGAUAAUUUGAGCACCGGCUCGAGCGGAAUGUCGACCAAAGACGUGAUAAAAUCGGAAAUCGACAACAUCCUGGCCUCGGAAUGUUUGUAUUGCGGCGAAAAUAUGAUCAGGAACAUCGACAAACACUUCAUAGAAGACCACGAGUACGAUUUGAUCAUGAGAGAAUGGGAAUAACGCUAAAAUUACAUUUAUUUUUUUAUUUAUUAUUCCAUUAUUUUAUAAUUGUACGGCUAAUUUAUUUUAAAACGAAAUGUAUCGGAGACAUAUGCGGAAUCGAAUCUACAGGUAUUUUUUAGCUAAGAAAUGAAACAUCCGGAACGUUUUGUCGUACACUUUUUUUUUGUUUCCUGUUCAAGUACAUGUCCAACAUGAAUAAAUGCUUUAUCGUUUAUUUAUUAAACAAUCUGAGUAUAAAUUCAAAUAUUUACAAUUGUUAAGAAUAUAAUAGGCAACAUUUUAGGUAACAAUUACAAAGCUCGAAAUAAAAUUUAUACCGACGAUUUUGGAACCGAGACGUUACGAAUAAAUUAGGAGAAGUAAAAUACUGAGGAAAAACGGCGAUUAAAAUUUCAGAUUGAUCGUACAAGUAUUUUAUAGAUAAAUGCAAACGUACUAAACAUUUUAUUUUAAUAAGCGCCCCUACUAUAUUUCUGAAAUCUUAAUCACGUUAAUAAAUAACAAUCCAUCCAUUAAAAAAUCCUCAUUUAGUUAGGAACUAAUGAUUUAAUAAUGGUUGAAUUAUUACCACGUAGAAGGUACGAACUGAUAAAACCCAUAAUAAAAUCACAUCACAAAAAAUAUACAUAUAGGUACCUAAAGGAAAUUAUAUCACUUAAAAAUAACAUUAUCGACUACUAUAUACAAAAUGGACUGUUUCUUUUAUACUUUUAUUGGUGUAUCUCGUAUUUUAUAUACUUAGAACUAGUUAUAUUGACGGCCUAAAAAACGCGAACAGAAAUUCCCUACGAGAUUACGAAAACAAACAAUAAUAUUUUCAACGAGAGAAACUCCUGUUAAAGUUAGCGCGAAUUCGGUAGUUACAACUAGACUUUUUUUUCGAUUUACGGUAUUGCACUAAAGUGUAUCUAGGACAUUUUUUCAAUGUAGGCGUUCUAACGGACAAAUGGGGGUUGGAGAUUAUACGGUGCGGAUCAAUUUGUUUCUUCGAUAGGAUGGAAUACAGAAUUCCAGUAAAAUUGGGAGUACCAUAUUUUUAUUGGAGCGAAGUAUUUAAGUAAUAAGAAAAAAAAUAUGUACGUGCUAGUCAUUUUUAUAUUUAUUCGUGUGAAAUAUGUGUUAUACUUCGCUUCAUUUUGUAGGAAAAUUUCAAGUUAAUAUUCAAAUAUAAAGUAACUUUAAGUUUUAAUAAACUGAUGAAGUUUUCCUCAGUUUCACCGAAAUUUUCUAUUCCAUCCGCCUGACUAGUUAUAUUCUAAAAUGGCAAGUUUUUUAUACCUUCCAAUCCAACUUAUUACUAAGUAACUAAUCCAUUCUAAUAACGCUAAUUCCCUAUUUUUACAUCACCUGAGAUGACUGAAUAGCUAUAAUGCAUAAUUAACCGAGAAACUGAAAACCUCAUUAAACGAUCCGGGAGAUUCCAAGUUAAUUUUAUCGACGUAAUUUUAUUGUCUCGCUGCAAUUACACCAGAUGACGUUUAAUUCUCGCCCGUUCGAAUUCAAUGAGGUUUUUUCUAGAUGUAGAACGCCGGCGAUUUUAGGUAAAACACAGUCAAAUCAUUGCAAAUUCGUGGUGAAUGCACUGAUGCCGUUAUUCGCCAUUUCGUCCAUGAUCUUCGUCACGUAAUCCGACACGUCCACUUCUUCUUUUUGCGCCCUCAGUAUGAACGGGUCCUGCAGGAGUUGUUUGUACUUUGGUCG
This is a messenger RNA of Phyllotreta striolata, 4742 nucleotides long. The record is from the annotation of a GenBank genome assembly. NCBI's taxonomy places the organism in Eukaryota, Metazoa, Arthropoda, Insecta, Coleoptera, Chrysomelidae.